AUGACAAAAGUAUUUCAAAGCUUAUUCGAAUGUGGAGAGCCAUUUCCGACAUCAUCAAAGUUAUUUAAAGAAAAUAAUGUCCUUACUUUAACAAAUGACGCAAUAAUUAAGCACAAAAACUUUUUUGACAUUUUAUACUUAAAAGCAAGUUCAUCAAUGAUGGCAGAUAACUUCACAAAAUUAGCGAAUAUUACAGAAAGCUUCCCAGAAGUAAAUUCUUGGAUCUUAUUAUCGAAAUACGAAGAAUUAGCAACAGACAAACCUCAUUUCGAAGCAUUAAGUAGCCAAUAUGGCAACAAUGAGAUGUGUAACAGUAUUUUUGAGAGAUUUACAAACGAUGCUCAGUUAAUUAAUCAAUUAACCUUAAAUCUUGGAAUAAAAAUCUCAACAGACGAUUUAGCAAACAAAUCAAUACCACACUUUUUGAUGCCGAUCAUCAGUACUAUAGAAACAGAGGUUUUAGACUCAUUUAUGCAAAAUAAAUUAUUUGUAUUAGCAGAUAACGACAGAGAACGUGAUAUUUCAAUAUUAUAUGCAUACAGAUGUUACGAAUCUGUCUUAGAUAAGUUCGAUCCCGUGAAAUUAAAUGAAUAUCUUUCCAAAAUUAGGGAUCCUGAAGUAAUUAGAUGCUUGACAGUCGACUUGUUCUCAUUAUUAUUCCUUCCUCAGCUCGAUUUCUCCCUAGAAGAUGCAAAAUUGUUGAUAACCGCGAUUAUGCCAUUUGCAUCUUCACAAGAAUACGAUGCCAUAUCAAGAGGACUCUCCAGAUUGAUGUUUGGUCAACACUUGGGCUUUACUAAGUUCAAAGAAUGUCUGUAUUCGCAGGAAGAAGCUUUAGUAAAAUGCUUAUCGCAAAAAAUGUUCGAAUUAUGCGAGAAAACUGUUCAGGGCAAUGCAAAACUUGUUGAAUUAUGCCAAGCCGCUCAAGCUUUGGAUGUUUUACGUACAAAUUCAACAGUUUCCUUAAAAAUACCAAACAAAACUUUUGAAUUGGAGAAAAAUUUUUCAUAUAUGGUCACUUCACCUUCAUUCAAAUCUGAUAUUCCUGGACUUAAUAAGAUCUUUGAAAGCAGGAAAAACAAAACGCCAUUGCAAAUACUUGCUCCUGUUGAUACUACACAAAAUAUUAAUGAUUUGAUGAAACUCAUACAAAAUGCGAUGGAAGAUUACACUUUAAUUGAUCAGAUUCCUGUCAAUUACAACUUGUUACAUCAAUAUCUGUCAAUGGAAGCCAUGUUACACCAGAAGAACUACAAAUCACCCGCACAAAUCAUCCAAGAAUUGAAAAAUUCAACUGAAAUUUCAAAAAUUUUGGGUCCAAACUCAAUUGAAAGGAUUUUGGCAACAAAGAACUCAAUAGACUUGUUGCCAAUCAUGGAGAAAGAAUAUCCUCUCGUUGCACAAUGCAUCAAACUCAUAAAUAAUCCAAGAAAAAUAUCAGAAAAUGAAGUGGAAAUUUUGAAUAGUUUACAAUCCGAAAUUUGUGAAGAAGAUUUUGUCAAAGAAGUCAAAGAAGCGUUAAAUAAUAAUGAUAUAGAUAAACUGAUUGAUCUAAGACUGAAAAACACUAAAAUAUUUGAUAGUUUGACAGUUGAUGUCAAAUUGUCAGAUUUUAUUCAAAUUUAUCCAGAAAAAUCAUCAUUAAAUGUUGUCAAAGUUGCCGAAUUAGGUAUAGAGAAGAAAGACACUAAAGGAAUCAUUGACGAACUCUUGAACAAACAAGAAUUUUUGCUUGGAAAGAGAUUUGCAAAAGAAUUUUAUGAAUUGGAUUAUUUCAUAGAAAAAAUGACAUUAUUCAUUCAAAAAGAUCCAUUUUGUCUCAAAAAAUAUGGUGAAUUCAGUGUCGAAAUCUUGAAUCUUUUGCCUUCAGAUGUUUGCACGAAAACAGUUAAGAACGCAACAUUUGAUUUGGACAUAGAGAAUACAUCAAUAGAAAGCUUAGCACAGAAACUAAAUCUUGUUGAUAUCGAUGAAGACUUAUAUGACAAAAUCAAGGAAGAAAUCGAAAAAGAUAAAUUAAAUCUGACAGAAAAAGUGGAAUUGAAUAAAUUCAAAUUCAAAGAAGUUAUUGUUGAUGUUUUGAGUAUAGAGAAAUCAUUGGAAAGAAUUAAUCUAUUUAAGAAGAAACAGAAUAUUACUAAACUAUUCUGUGAACUACUUCUCAAUGAUGUUUCAAAACUGGAAUUCGAUUCAGUAGAAAGUGAAAAUGAAGUCAUAAAAAUUAUGACAAAAAUUUCCAGAAUUUUGAAUAAAAUCAAAAGUGAAGUGAGCAAAAGUGAACUUUUCCUAUACGAAACUGAAUGUUCACAAGUCAAUUCAUUGACAAAACUCUUCCGCGAGAAUAUUUUAUUCGGAAGAUAUUCUAUUCCUGUUGAUUUAAGUUAUUUCAACUCUUUGGCUUUUGUUGAUGAUUUAUCUUUGAAAUGCUGCCUCAAAGACGUUGAUAUUGUUGAUGAAAUAAAAGGACCAUGGAAGUUCUCCAGUUCUAUUGCUUUGUUAUCUAAAGCAAUAAUAUCUUUCUUGAUGGGAGAUGACAAACUGUCAAGAGAUUCAAUACAAAGAGAAAAAAUUUUGGGCGGCCACUUAAAACCGUUGGGUUUACAAAUGGCGGUUAGAGAUUUAAGUUAUCCAUAUUUAUACUUCUUAACAAGGACUCAAAACAGUGAUCCAUAUCUUUCCAUGUUGCUUGGCUCGAACACACAAUUACUUGUAAGUUGCAAAGAUAAAAAAGUGAAAUGUAAAAUGCCAAAUGGAAAUCAAAUCCACGGAGUUGCUGUUCGAAGUAUUCAUGAAAGAGUUAGAGCUAUUUUGGAUGGAUUAGACUUCAGUUUGCAGCUAAAUGAACAAGCGAUAUUCCUUAAUGAUAUCAUCAAAGUUUUCUUUGGUCCAAUAGAAUACAGCACUUUUUGUUCGAGUUGUGGAAUGUUUGAAUCAUCAAUAACAAGUUAUAACGAAAUUCCAAGUUCCCAAAAAGGUCUUCAAAUGACAAUGAGAACUAUUUUCGUCCCAGCAAUUGCUAAUUUGCAAUGGAAGAAGUUGUUGAGAUAUGUUGACGAACUUUCCAAAGUUAUAAAUGUUGAACAAGUCGCUGAUUUCUUUUGGCAGAAAGGAAUGGAAGAUUUGUCAUUGUCUUUAUUAAUUAAAUUGAAGAAAUAUGAGAAAGCAUUGAACUAUAAAAUGCAGAUACUUCCUACAAGAGAGAGUUGGUCUAAAAAGCUUGAAGACCUUAAAUUCAUUGUUGAUACUGUUGUUUCUGAAAUUCAUGAAAGAUCAAAUAAGAAACAAAGCAAUGAAGAGGAUUCCGAUAAAUCUAUGACUAAUUCUCAAUUGAUGAAGAUGUCCAGUGUUGCAGGUAUUGAACAUCAGUUCAUUCAGAUGUGUAUUGAUGAAAAUAUUCCGUUCAAAAACCUGGAUUUGAUUGGCGGAAAAAGAAGCGAUGCAUUAUUAAUGUGUAUUUUGUCUUUGAUUAAUGGAAGAUUCAAUGUUUGUGUUGGAAUAAGCGAUUGCUACCAAGGAUUGAUGGAAGAUGCUUGUGAUUCUGCUGUAGAUAGAAUUAGCGAUUUCGGAAGACAUCCUGAGAAAAUCCCUCAGUUCUUAGAAUUCCUUUAUAAUAGAGCUGAUAAUAAAACUUACCAUAGAAUUGCAAAGGCUUUCGUGUUGAAGGUUGCCUCGAGAGCUGCUGAUUUGCAGACAAUGGUUAAGUUCAUUAAAACACAUGUUAAAACUGUUUCUCUACAAGUUGAACUUCUAUUGAAGUUGAAUUUUGCUGGAGAGGCACUGAGAAUCGCUGAAAAAGAUGAUAAUUUAGAUAUUGCCAAAGUUAUUGAAUAUGCAGAACAAAAUGGAGAAGAAAUGCUACUUAACGCUGCUCAAAGAAUCAGAAGAAGAAAUUGA
This is a messenger RNA of Trichomonas vaginalis G3, 3894 nucleotides long. RefSeq lists its product as uncharacterized. Lineage: Eukaryota; Parabasalia; Trichomonadida; Trichomonadidae. The transcript has a single exon. Bases 1 to 3894 code for a protein of 1297 amino acids. The record is from RefSeq and is a predicted model, not a curated record.